AGUGCGGCUCUUUCCGCCACUCGUUGGCGGUUUGACAGUCCGUGUGAUGAGCUUUCACUUUCGGAAAAAACUCUAAAUAAUCCGAGGAUCUGACAUGUAUUAAACAGAAGAAUACCGACGCGAAUUUUCUUCAGAUUUGCCGAUGAUCUCGACAGCGCGUUCCGCGCGCAGGAAAUGGACCAUUUAUCUCGGACAAUAGUGCCUCUGUUUUUGUAAUCUCUUCCAAGCAUCGAAUAAGUUGCAUCAAAAAGCGUCUUAUAUGGUCACUUUUAAUGGGAAAGCUUGAGAUCUAAUAAUUCAUAUUUAUUUUCGGGUCGGAAACGUCGGCGUUGGGCUCAUGUGUAAAUGCGGGCGCGCGCGCGUUGAGAGGAUGAGGCACGCGCCGUUUGGAGUUUAACUUUAUUCUGCACUUCUAUUCUGUGGGUUAACCGGCUUUAAAGCAUCAUGAUGUUCGCAGGUAUGAUCAAAGUGGGAAGCAACUCAACACACAAGACUGACAAGGACUCCAAGUGUCACCGGUGCACCGUGAGGGCAGGUGGUGCGAGCACAGACGCAGCGUCUGGGAGCUCUCAUAGGAGAAGCUUCAGACGGCCGGGAUACAUGCGAGCAGAUCCAAUCAGCCAAGUGGCUGCUGAGACACCAUGUGAUUCCAACAGAAAUCCCAUAAAUCCCAUUGGUGGCCUGUCCACUAGUGAGAACACUCAAAAGUGUGCUUCUGAAUUGCCAGGCAGCCCCAGUGAGAAAUGGCUCGAGGAGGUUUUCGAGAAAGACGACUCUUCCAACGAUUCAUCCAAAUCUCACUGUUUACGUGACACCCAAGUGGAAGAAACUUCUAGAACAGUCCCAUCUCGAGACAUCUUCAAUUCCAGCUUUAGUUUCAUUCAACAGUCACUAGAAACCAGCGAUUUAACACAUGAAACAACCACAAGUGAGUCUUCUUGGAAACCGACGCCAUCUGAAUCGACUUCGUGGGAUCCGUCCAGCUCAGAUACUUUAAAACCUCAAACUGUUAUUGUAAAUAAGUUUGAAGAUGGUUCAUUGAGCCAAUCGGAGAGUGACACUGUGCCAAUUAGCCUACCAAAAUCAGAGGUUUUCUCAUUAGCCCAAUUGUCAAUUGCUCAGUCGGUGAAAGGAAAAGGGCUCUUAUUGGACAAAGCUCUGUGGCUGGGAGACUUGGACAUUUCCUGGCGUCACAGAGACAGACAGACCUCCAUGUCCAUGACGUCUGACUUCAAAGAAAGUGUCCAGGACUCGGACUCUGGCUCCCUGGACACCGAGGUCACGUCCUCGCUCUCGGUUGAUUCAUCCGACUCGACCUCGGGCUCAUCCGUCACCUCUGGCUAUGACAGCAUCACCCCGUCGUCAGACCAGAUUCGAGAUGGUCUAAUGAAGAAGUAUGAAGACAUUCUUCAAGACUGUCUGCAAAACAACCGCACAAACAUCAAGAUCGAGUCCAUAAUGCUGAAACUACAGAGAUUACAGCACAAAGCAGUACUGGGCGAUGACUAUGAUACAGCUGAGCAUUUCGGAAGGCAACUAGAGGAACUGCGACGAGAGAGAGUGACUCUUAAACCUGGUCUUCCAUCCAGACAUCCUGAAGUCUGUGGCUUUCUAGAGUGCCUCAGGACAGCAGUGGAGAGCGCUCUCCAGAGGACAAACAACGUCAGGCAAAAUGGUGAAUCGAAUGAAGUUCUGGGAAGCUCAACCAGCUCUCAUUGUCACCCACAAGCACGAGAGCAACUGCUUCAGGAGAAACUGAGGAUUCAGAAGGAGAUGUGUGACCUCCAGCGGCGGUUAGAGGAGCUCCAGGAGCAGAGCAGAGCUGUGGAGGUUCAGCUGCUUCAGGAGAAACGGGGAUUGGAGGUGGAGGAGGUGGAGGGGUCUGUGCUCACAGGCUGUGAUGUGGUUCAGCUGCAGCUGAUUGGUCGAACUCUGGAGGACAUGAUGACAUCAGAGCAUCGAGCUCAGAUCAGUGUGUCUGCACCAACACAGAUCAUCAGACUACAAGAACAGGAGCAAGUGCUUAGAUCAGCCAUUAAAGAAGCAACAGCUAAAGUGGUGAUGAGUCAGAGGUUGGGCGGAAGUCUGCGGCGGAAACUCAGUGAGAGUGAAACACAGCUGUUGGCUUUACAUGAGGCGAAGCUCACGGCCAUCUCAGGAAAUGACUUCAGCAGUGCGAAGCAACUGAAAGCAGAAAUCAGGAGCGUUUACAGUGAGAGAGAUCGUCUGGAAGGGCUGCUGAGGAAACUGAAGACCAUCAGCACAGGAAGUGGACCUGAUCUGAGCCACAUGAAGCAGCAACACAACCAGAUUAAACUGGAGCUGCAGCAGAGAGACGACCAGUACAAAUGCAGUUUAAAAGGAAACACCUUGAAGUACAUUGAGCUUCUUGAGGAUCGACUUCACAGUUGUGGAAGUCCAGCUUUGGAACACAUUUUGGAAGCAGAUUUGGAGACUUGCCACCUCCUCCUGAAAGGUCUCGAGCGGCGCACGCCCAGUCUCUCAGAGACAGAUGACCUCCCGUCUACACCAGGAUCGAGUUUAAGUGCCCUGACAUUCACUAAAGCAGAAGCGGACUGUGCCAUGUUGACUGCUUUAGGGGGCCGCUGGUGUCCUGAUGCUGACCUACAGCACUCUGAGUUCACUAAGAAAUUAGAGGAGUUUCUGUUCUGUUUGGAGGACAGUUCAGCCGAGGAUCUCUGCGAUGAUGCGUUCGACCUGAUGGAGCACUGUGAACUCAUCAGUGACAGACUGCAUCACCUGGAAGACCAGCUCCAGACCGCCAUAAACAACCACGACAAGGACCUCACUCUGUCCCUGGAGAAGGAUGUUCAAGAGGUGAAGGCCACUCUUCAGUCCAUGCUGUCACAGCUGAUGGAGGAUGAAGACAAGUAUUGUGACGUAGAGGAAGAACAGUUCAAGGAGGAGGACAUAGAAGAAGAGCAUUACUUCAGUGACAGCUGGGAGAUUUAAAAUAGACU
Xyrauchen texanus (razorback sucker) is the source of this 2981-nucleotide messenger RNA. Its product is annotated as disrupted in schizophrenia 1 protein-like. NCBI's taxonomy places the organism in Eukaryota, Metazoa, Chordata, Actinopteri, Cypriniformes, Catostomidae. Gene Ontology annotation, biological process: cilium assembly; neuron migration. The record is from RefSeq and is a predicted model, not a curated record. The coding region runs from base 445 to 2973 and encodes 842 amino acids. The transcript has 14 exons. Gene Ontology annotation, cellular component: mitochondrion; microtubule; intermediate filament cytoskeleton.